Molecule: messenger RNA, 1686 nt
Organism: Phytophthora infestans T30-4
Lineage: Eukaryota; Oomycota; Peronosporomycetes; Peronosporales; Peronosporaceae
Product: T-complex protein 1 subunit beta
Exons: 1
Coding region: 1-1581 (526 amino acids)
Biological process (GO): protein folding
Cellular component (GO): chaperonin-containing T-complex; cytosol
Molecular function (GO): ATP hydrolysis activity; ATP binding; ATP-dependent protein folding chaperone
Source: RefSeq, a predicted model, not a curated record
AUGCAGCAGGCCGUAUUGAACCCGGAGUCGCAGGUGGAGAAGGGCGAGAAUGCCCGCAUGUCUUCGUUCGUUGGCGCCAUCGCCAUCGCCGACAUGGUUAAAACGACGCUGGGGCCCAAGGGCAUGGACAAGAUCCUGCAGUCCGUGGGCGGCCCCGACAAGAGUAUCUCGGUCACUAACGAUGGCGCCACUAUUUUGCGCAGUGUCUACGUGGACAAUGCGGCCGCCAAAGUCCUCGUGGAUAUCGCGAAGACGCAGGACGAGGAGGUGGGCGACGGUACCACGAGCGUCGCUGUGCUGUGCGGUGAGCUGCUGCGCGAGGCCGAGAAGCUAAUCGACCAGCGUAUUCACCCACAGACCAUCAUUGAUGGCUGGCGCAUCGCUCUCACUACGGCUAACGACGUGCUUGUGGCCUCAGCCAAGGACAAUUCACAGGACGCCGACAAGUUCCGUGAGGACCUCAUGAACAUCGCACGCACGACGCUCAGUUCCAAGCUGCUGACAUACGAGAAGGAUCACUUCGCCAAGCUCGCUGUCGACGCCGUGCUCCGUUUGCGUGGCUCCAGCAAUCUAGACUACAUUCAGAUCAUUAAGAAGGCCGGUGGCUCCCUCCGUGACUCGUACCUGGACGAGGGCUUCAUUCUGGACAAGAAGAUCGGCGUGGGUCAACCUAAGCGCGUCGAAAACGCUAAGAUUCUCGUAGCCAACACGGGUAUGGACACGGACAAGAUCAAGAUCUACGGCGCUCGCGUUAAGGUGGAUUCAAUGGACAAAGUUUCGGCCAUCGAGGACGCCGAGAAGGCCAAGAUGAAGGCCAAGGUCGAGAAGAUCGCCAACUUUGGCAUCAACUGCUUCGUUAACCGCCAACUCAUCUAUAAUUACCCCGAGCAGAUUUUUUCCGAGAAGGGCAUCAUGGCCAUUGAACACGCUGAUUUCGACGGCAUUGAGCACCUGGCUGCGGUCACGGGUGGCGAGAUCGCGUCCACCUUCGACAACCCAGACGCCGUUCAGCUCGGGGAGUGUAAGUUGAUCGAGGAGAUCAUCAUUGGCGAGGACCGCAUGCUGCGAUUCUCAGGAGUCAAGACCGGCUCUGCCUGCUCUGUCGUGUUGCGUGGCGCCAGCUCGCACCUGCUGGACGAAGCGGAGCGGUCGCUACACGACGCACUAGCUGUGCUAACACAGACGGUUAAGCACUCGCAGACAGUUAUGGGCGGCGGUUGUACGGAGGUGCUAAUGGCUCAGGCCAUCGACAAUAAGGCGCCGUCUGUGCCUGGCAAGAAGGCGUUGGCCAUGGAGGCGUUUGCCCGUGCUCUGCGGCAGCUGCCGAGUAUCAUCGCUGACAACGGCGGUUUCGACAGUUCCGAGCUGGUGACCCAGCUGCGUGCGGCACACCACCGCGGCGAGACGACGGCUGGACUGGACAUGCGCAUUGGCUGCGUUGGUGACAUGGAGGCUCUGGGCAUUCGCGAAGCUAUGAAGAGCAAGAAGCAGGUGCUCUUCUCGGCUGCUGAAGCUGCCGAGAUGAUCCUCAGAGUAGACGACAUUAUUAAGUGCGCACCGCGCCAGCGUCAGGGACAGUAAGCGGCCGAAGUGCAUUUAAGACGGCGAGUAGCGUUGCGGAAUAGUUAGCAUUGGUGGCGACAGCUUAGCGUGUGCGCUAAUGAACAAGACGGCUAUUACUAGAGG